UUCUCCAAUCUAAUCGAAAUGGCGCAGAAGCUUAACUUGGCUAAUCUCGCCGUCCCUCCGGUUACUCACCGCUCAAGUUUCCCCUCCACCUUCACCUUCGGCGUCGCCACUUCCGCUUACCAGAUCGAAGGAGGCUGGAAUGAAGGUAAAAAAGGGCCAAGUAUAUGGGACAAGUUCACUCAUCUUGAAGGAAAAGUUCUUGAUGGAAGUAACGGCGAUGUCGCUGUUGAUCAUUACCACAAGUAUAAGGAGGACAUUGAACUUAUAGGAAAAUUAGGAUUCAGCGCUUACAGAUUUUCCAUAUCGUGGUCUCGCAUUUUCCCUGAUGGCUUGGGAACUGAAGUCAAUGAAGAAGGCGUUGCUUUCUACAAUAAUAUCAUCAAUACACUUCUUGAAAAGGGUAUUCAGCCGUUUGUAACUCUGUACCAUUGGGAUCUCCCCUCACAUCUCCAGGAAUCAAUCGGAGGUUGGACAAACAGGAAAAUAGUAGAUUAUUUUGGCCUCUACGCAGAUGCUUGUUUUGCCAGUUUUGGUGAUAGAGUGAAGCACUGGAUCACAUUGAAUGAGCCACUCCAGACCUCGGUGAAUGGACACUGUAUUGGCAUAUUUGCACCUGGAAGAAAUGAAAAGCCCUUGAUCGAACCAUAUUUGGUAUCACAUUAUCAAGUUUUGGCUCAUGCAACUGCUGUUUCCAUAUAUAGAAGCAAGUACAAGGAAAGUCAAGGCGGACAAAUCGGAUUGUCAGUUGAUUGUGAGUGGGCAGAGCCAAAUUCAGAGAAAGUGGAGGAUAAGGUUGCUGCUGGUAGGCGAAUCGACUUUCAACUUGGAUGGUUCUUGGAUCCCUUGUUUUAUGGAGACUAUCCUGCGAGCAUGCGCCAGAAACUUGGAGAUAACCUUCCUACGUUUACUCAGGAAGAAAAGGAGCUUAUGCUUCAAAACUCAUGGGACUUUCUUGGCCUAAACCACUACACUUCGAGGCUAAUUGCUCACGUCUCAAACAAAGAAGCUGAGAGUGACUUUUACCAAGCACAAGAAGUGGAGAGAAUUGGUAACAAAAACACAAAUCACUGGGAUUUAUUUUACCACAAGCAUCUUCUUUCUUACGUUCUAGUAAUCAUCCUCUCUUCUUUUCUGUGCACAGUUGAAUGGGAAGAUGGAGAGCCGAUAGGCGACAGGGCUGCUUCUGAUUGGCUUUAUGUUGUGCCUUGGGGAAUCCGAAAGACUUUGAAUUACAUCAGCAAGAAAUAUAACCACCCUCCAAUUUUCAUCACUGAAAAUGGCAUGGAUGAUGAAGAUGACGGUUCUGCUUCAAUCCAUGAUAUGCUCGACGAUAAGCGUAGAGUUGCUUAUUUCAAGAGUUACCUUGCCAAUGUCGCUGAGGCUAUCAAAGAUGGAGUGGACAUACAGGGAUACUUUGCGUGGUCGUUGCUGGACAACUUCGAGUGGGCUCAAGGUUUUACCAAGAGAUUUGGUUUGGUAUAUGUAGACUACAAGAACGGUUUAACCCGUCAUCCAAAAUCUUCUGCUUAUUGGUUCAUGAAAUUUCUGAAAGGUGAUGAAGACAACAAAGGUAAAAAAGAUUGA
Messenger RNA from Thlaspi arvense, 1584 nucleotides. The record is from the annotation of a GenBank genome assembly. NCBI's taxonomy places the organism in Eukaryota, Viridiplantae, Streptophyta, Magnoliopsida, Brassicales, Brassicaceae.